This is a messenger RNA of Nasonia vitripennis (jewel wasp), 1699 nucleotides long. RefSeq names its product serine--tRNA ligase, mitochondrial (gene SerRS-m). Gene Ontology annotation, molecular function: tRNA binding; ATP binding; serine-tRNA ligase activity. Bases 358 to 1647 code for a protein of 429 amino acids. The transcript is spliced from 4 exons. Lineage: Eukaryota; Metazoa; Arthropoda; Insecta; Hymenoptera; Pteromalidae. Gene Ontology annotation, biological process: mitochondrial seryl-tRNA aminoacylation. Gene Ontology annotation, cellular component: mitochondrion. The record is from RefSeq and is a predicted model, not a curated record.
UAUUUUAUCGACAAAGUGUCUAGCGCAACUCACAAGAAAAAAAUAUAUAAGUAUUGCAUUAUUGCAACUCUAUUACUCAAAUAAAAUAAAAAUAUUACAGUAAAUCGCGUUUUAUCAGCGCCAUAUUGACGAACACCCCCCACUUUCCGAUCUCGAUUCACGCAUGCGAGCUUUGAGUUAUAACAGCUAGUGCAGUUUAUACAUUACAGUUUGGCUGAUUGCAGUCUCUCUGCAACAUUAAAAUUUUUGUAAUAUAAGCCGAUAUAUUUAUUGACAGAUGCAUUGAAAUGUGCAAGAGGUUAAAGUGAAUCCUAAACUCUCUUAGGUGAACUGCACAUAAACAAGCACAAGUCCAUAAUGAGAAGAGCCAGCAGACAACUUUUGAGAAUUUUAAAUUCUAAGAGGUUUUAUUCCCAAGAUGCACUGGAAAAGAAAGUCAUGCCAAUUCUGGAAACAGAGAUUCACUUACCAAAACCUGAAUACAAUGUGGAAUUUCUUUGUAAUCCAUUGAACCGAGACUUGAUUGCCAAGAAUAUUUUAAAAAGAAAAAACUCUGGGAACAUAGACAAAGUGCUCGAGUUGCAUCAGAGUUUGCAUUCUCAAGAGGAAUUCAUCAAAGAGUUGAGCAAAAUUCCCAAUUUGACAGAUCCUAAUGUACUUGAAUAUGCAGACAAUGAACCUUGCAUUCUUAGGGUACAAGGAGACCAACCAAAGUAUAGUUUUGAACCUCAUGAAUUCUCGCAACUGGCAGCCAAAUUGAGAUUGUUGAGAACUGAUCGCUUGGGACCAGUAACUGGAUCUCGAAGUUACAUUCUUUUAGGAGACUUGGCUGAGUUAGAGCAAGCUCUCAUUACUUAUACUUUGAAGGAACUGUUAAAACAUAAUUUUAAGUUGGUUUCUGUGCCUGAUAUUUUGCCCUCACAAGUAAUUGAGAGAUGUGGAUUAAUUAGUGAUGGGGAAAGAAAACUUGUUUACGUAGUUGAGCCAUAUUAUGGAGAUGACUUGAGUCUCUCUGGAACUGCAGAAAUGGCACUAGCUUAUAAGUUAUCAAAUACAGUUUUGCAUGAAAAUGAGUUACCAUUGAAACUUGCUGCAGUAAGUAGGUGUUACAGGGCAGAAGUUUCUAAUUUACUUGAAGAAAGAGGUAUUUAUAGAGUCCAUCAAUUUACUAAAGUUGAAAUGUUCAUUUGCUCCAAGCAAAAUGAAUCUGUACAGAUUAUGGAUGAAGUUGUAGCGAUCCAAGAAAAGCUUUUUGGUCAAUUAGGAUUACAUUAUAAAGUAUUAGAUAUGCCUCCAAAUGAAUUAGGAUCACCAGCUUAUAGAAAAAUUGACAUUGAAGCUUGGAUGCCAGGUAGAAAACAGUUUGGAGAACUUUCUAGUUGCAGCAAUUGUACUGAUUAUCAAGCUCGUAGACUGAAUAUUAAAUAUCAAGAUAAGAAUGAACAAAUUAUGCAUUCACACACUUUGAAUGGAACUGCAUGUGCAGUGCCCCGUAUGCUUAUUGCUAUUUGCGAAACCCAUCAGCUAGAAGAUGGUAACAUUGCAGUACCAGAACAAUUGGUGCCUUACAUGAAUGGAAAAACUGUCAUAAAAAAACAGAAUGUAGCAGAAACUAAGCAGUUUAAAGGCAAACACAAAUCGAAAUAAAGUACAAAAUUUGUAGAUUAAUUGUAAAUAAACAAACUUGUACAAUCAACUA